AUGCGCCUUCAGACUCCUCUGCAGCUGAAAAGUGCGCCUGUCAUUGUCGACGACGAAUCCGCCAUCCCAGAGUCAGUCAUUAUUGCCUGUCAGGAGGCCCAAAAGGGUGGCCUCCUGGCCUCUUCCAACUACGGAAAUCUACUCGCAUCAAUGUCGGGUUACGAGAAACCCCAAUCUUAUGGCUACGGCUACGGCAUUGCCACACGACCUGAUCAGGCACCUGGCUAUCCCGCAUACAACCAAUCACAGUUCAACCUCUCCUACUCAAAUUCACACGCGCAGUCAUACCAAUCCCAUGACUCGUCUUAUGCUCAACAAAAUGCACCAUCCUAUCCUUCUUACAUGGCUGCCGGGUCCCGUACCUUGCCUGAAAUCGUCUCGCUUACGCCACAACGAGGUCCUGCAGGAGGUCGAUUCAUCAUCUACAUGAACGCCACUGAGGACUUGGAAAGCAACGGAGUCUCUUUCAUCGUGUCCUUCGGUACCAAGCGCUGCGAAGGUCGUCUUACCACCUUGCCCGGUUCUGGCCAGCAACCAAACUUUGCCAUUCUCGUUGACGUGCCCGCAUUCGAGGCUACUGCAUCGUCGAGCACUGCAGUCACCAUCUACCUGGAGAUGGUAGACAGUAACAAGCAAGCCUUGAAUGUACCUGUCGAGGUCGGUCAGUAUACAUACACGGAUGCAACACCUUAUGCCAUCUCGAGUCCCUCGCAAGGCAGCACGCGCAAGAGGAAGAUGUCAGAAGACGCCCAGUCUCCGAACAAGCGUCCUUCGUCGCAGAACCUCCGCGACUCUCCUCUUCACAACCCUGGUGAAGUCAAGUUCUCCCCACCCUCAUCCAACAUGGUCGACCCAUAUUCCUCUCGUCCUCAGACGGCUUCCAGCGCAAUCUCGUACGCUCGUUCUUUCAACGCCCCUGCACCUGCCCAGUACUCGCAGACUCUGCAGCAAGCACCGACCCAACCAUUCAACCCAUACGCCAUGUACCCUUCGAACAUCAAAGCUGUUCUCAAGCUGGAGGGUGAUCUUAACGGCAUGGCUAACGACUGGAACGCCGACGAGGUGUCUGCAAGACGUCGUAUUGUACGCUUCCGCCGCAGUCAGAAUGGUAGUAUCAUUUCUGCUUCCUUCCAGCCCGUUACACCCGAGGAACAUGCACAAGCGCCUGGCUGCAUCUACGUCAACUGCAUCUGGUGGGAGGAGGAGAACGGCUGCUACAUCACCAGUGUCGAUACCAUUCAACUCUUGGAGUCCCUGGUCGCUGUUCGCUUCACUGUCGAAGAGAAGAACCGCAUCCGUCGCAACCUCGAAGGCUUCAGACCUCAGACAGUGUCAAAGACUAAGACCAAGUGCGAAGAGUUCUUCAAGAUUAUCAUGGGAUUCCCAAGUCCCAAGCCACGCAACAUCGAGAAGGACGUCAAGGUCUUCCCCUGGAGAAUCCUUGCAGGCGCCCUCAAGAAGAUCAUUGGCAAAUACUCUGCAAGUUACUCCUCGACUGCUGGCGCCUUGCCCUCUCCAAGCUCGGUCGCACCACCCAGACAUCAGCUGCACAGCUCAUCCCCUCCUUCAGUCACAAGCAACACCUCCAUGUCAUUCCCUACCAGCAUGACCGCAACGAGCAUGCCUAUGCAUCAAUCAAACAUAUCAGCAGGUAUGGGUGCCAUGUCAGCUGGACUUGGCGACUCACGCCUUAUGAUGCAGCAACAGCAGCCGCAGCCGCAGGCGCAGCAGCAGCAACAACAACACCAACACCAGCAACAUCAAUACCAGCCGCAGCAUCAUUAUCAGCAUCAAAGUCAACAGCCACCACUACACCAAUCCCAUGCCCAAGGGCCUCAACCCGGUGUCGGCUGGCAUCAGCCAUCGACUCACUACACAACUGAGCCCAUUGUGCCAAACCGUACAAACAGCAUAGAUUUCGCUACUUUGUGGGAGACGACCAACCCGCAAGUACCCCAAGGCCACCAACAGCAGCGCAUUCCAUCAAUCAGUCAGUCGUUGCCUCAUUUGUGGCCGCAGCAGGACUGGAAAGAUUACCGCACGACGCAAGCCUAG
This is a messenger RNA of Aureobasidium uvarum, 2055 nucleotides long. The record is from the annotation of a GenBank genome assembly. Lineage: Eukaryota; Fungi; Ascomycota; Dothideomycetes; Dothideales; Saccotheciaceae.